Spirodela intermedia is the source of this 3583-nucleotide messenger RNA. The record is from the annotation of a GenBank genome assembly. NCBI's taxonomy places the organism in Eukaryota, Viridiplantae, Streptophyta, Magnoliopsida, Alismatales, Araceae.
AUGGUGUCGAUCCAGUUCUUGCUCUGUUGCAGUCUCGUCGCCAUCCUUCUUGCUCUCCCCGCCGGGGCCGAGGACCCCUACAAGUUUUUCACCUGGAAUGUCACCUACGGGGACAUUUGGCCGCUCGGCGUCAAGCAGCAGGUGUGGCUCUCUUGAAUCGCGUUGUUCCUCGUCGUCUUCUUCUUCUUUUCUUUUCUGUUUCUAAUCUCCUUGACGGAAUCUCGGGACGUGUUCUUGGAUGCGUGGUGGCGCCGGGGGCAGGGGAUACUGAUCAAUGGGCAGUUCCCGGGGCCGCAGAUCGAUGCCGUGACCAACGACAACCUCAUCAUCAACGUCUUCAACAGCUUGGGAGAGCCCUUCCUCAUCUCCUGGUCAGUGCUUCUUCCUUCCCCGCUUCGUCAAUGUAGCAUUGCAGGAGCCGCUAAUUCGCGAAUGGCACCCCGCCUGAUCCGUCUUCCCCAGCUCCAAUCAUCGAGAGAAACCGGCGCACCACCUUUUCCACUUGCUCCAUCACUCCAAGGCCUCUUCCUUCUCUCCGGGAUUCCCUCCGCGAGAUUCAUGAAUUGGAGAAAUGCCUUCUUUCUCCAUUGCUGCAUCGAGUAGAUUCACAAGUAGUUGUUGGCGUACGCCAUUAAAAGACCAAAAUUAUUUAUUUGGUACUGCUAGCUGUAACUCGGGAUACGUAUCUUUGACCUCCGGCCCGAGAGAAUCUAAAGAUGGGCGAUGAGUUACAGCGACGAUGGGCUCUUUGCUGUGGAUUCGGAGCAGUAUCGACCAUUUUCUAAGAAUGAUAAAAUAUCAUCCAAUCACACUAUUCCACAAGAGUGAUCUUCAUGACCCAAUGGCUGCUUUGGUUGUUCGUUUCUGGUGCAGGAAUGGUAUCCAGCAGAGGAGAAACUCGUGGCAGGAUGGGGUUUAUGGCACUACUUGCCCCAUCCCGCCAGGAAGGAACUUCACCUACGUGCUGCAAGUCAAGGAUCAGAUUGGAAGCUACUACUACUUCCCCUCGCUGGCCUUCCACAAGGCAGCGGGGGCCUUCGGGGGCAUCAGGAUUCUUAGCCGCCCGAUGAUCCCCGUCCCCUUCCCUCCGCCUGCCGGGGAUUUCACCGUUCUGGCCGGGGACUGGUUCAAGGCCAAUCACACUGUAAAGUUCUCUGCCAAGCGUUGUUCAUUCAUUGUUGUUUUCUCCGUGUUAUUUUCGUGCCUCAUACAUAUUUUCGACUCAUUUAAUCACAAAUAAUAUGAAAUGUAUUUUUGUUUUCCAUUCAUUUAAUAAAAAAUAAUGUGAAAUGGAAUAUUCUUAGUGCCCAUUUUUAUUUUUAUUUUCACCAAAUCGGGAGCCGUUGACUUACUGAUGCUUUCCUCCUAAUAGUCCUUGAAGGCGAUUUUGGAUAGCGGGAGAAAUCUUCCCUACCCCGAUGGGCUUCUCAUCAAUGGACGCGGAUGGAACGGCAACACAUUCACAGUUGACCAAGGUAAUUAAUUUGCCGAUCCGAGAAUCAUUACGACCGCAGACUUUCGAACGUAAUGGGUUGACGCCAAUCAGUACUGCCACCCAACCAUGUAGCUCUGUGGGUCGGAGAAUAUUCGCAGAGCAGCAUAGGCUGUUCCAGUUGGCCCACAUUUGAAGAAUUCUAUAAUUUCUAUAAAUAUCUUGGUCACAGUUUUGCCUCUUUUUUUAUUUAUUUUCCAGGUAGAACGUACAGGUUUAGAAUAUCCAACGUGGGGUUGACCCAGUCCAUAAAUAUCAGAUUCGAAGGGCAUAGUAUGAAGCUUGUGGAGGUUGAGGGGUCCCACACACUCCAGAACACCUACUCCUCCCUCGAUGUCCACCUGGGUCAGUCCUACUCGGUUCUUGUGACCGCUGACCAGCCGGUACGCGACUACUACAUCGUGGUUUCCAGCAGGUUCAGCACCCCGGUGCUCACAACCACAGCGGUGCUGCACUACAGUGGGUCUUCUAGUGCCGUUAAAGGCGUACCCCCAGGUGGGCCCACAAUCCAGAUCGAUUAUUCACUCAACCAGGCUCGUUCUAUCAGGUAGGAUCACCCACCCUCCCCUCCCCCCCUCUCUCUCUCUCUCUCCUCUCUCUCUCUCUCUCUCUCCUCUCUCUCUCUCUCUCUCUCUCUCUCUCUCUCUCUCUCUCUCUCUCCUCUCUCUCUCUCUCUCUCCCCUCUCUCUCUCUCUCUCUCUCUCUCUCCCCUCUCUCUCUCUCUCUCUCUCCCCUCUCUCUCUCUCUCUCUCUCCUCUCUCUCUCUCUCUCUCUCUUUCUCUCUCUCUCUGUCUCUCUCUCUCUUUCUCUCUCUCUGUCUCUCUCUCUCUUUCUCUCUCUCUGUCUCGUUCUCGCUCUUUCUUUCUGUGUCUGUCUGUCGUUCAACCCUUCUCUGAAUUUACCCUUUGAUAAAAAGAAAUUCUAUGUUUUUUGAUCAGCGGGGCGUUCUCGUGUGAACCCAUUCCUCGGAUUUCUAUAUAAUCGUUUCUAUCGGACAGCUUUCUUCAAUUGUUCUAGUGUGAAGAACACAUUCUGUCAGUAUUUGCACUCGUGAUAAAAACUAUUUCGAUGUUCUCGUGUGAACCCAUUCAUCGGAUUUUUGUACAAUCUUCUCUUCAACAGCGUUCUUCAAUUGCCUAGAUACUGAAUGAAUGUGCUAUUGCUCAUCUUGUUCUUUCUUUCCGCAAACUAGAUGGAACCUGACGGCGAGCGGCCCGAGGCCCAAUCCCCAGGGUUCCUAUCACUACGGGAUGAUCAACACCACCCGGACCAUCCGCCUGGCGAACUCUGCGCCGGUGAUCAACGGGAAGCAAAGAUACGCCGUGAACAGCGUGUCAUUCGUCCCCGCGGAUACUCCGCUGAAGAUUGCAGAUUUCUAUAAGAUUCCUGGGGUUUUCAGCCUCGGGAGCAUCCCUGAUAACCCGACGUUCGGAGGUGGCUAUCUGCAGACCUCCGUCAUGGCGGCCAAUUUCCGAAACUAUGUGGAGAUCGUCUUCGAGAACUACGAGAACACGGUGCAGUCGUGGCAUAUCGACGGCUACGCCUUCUUCGUCGUCGGGUAACUCGCUCACUCUCAGAGCACUUCAGCUCAGCCCCUCCUUUUUUUCUUCUAUUCAUUCCCCUUCAUCUUCUCCAGUUCUGUACGCAUGGAAAUCUGAAUAAUAUGGCAAUUCAGGAUGGACGGGGGACAGUGGUCGUCCGCGAGCAGGAAGGGGUACAAUCUGAGGGACACUGUCGCUCGAAGCACGGUUCAGGUAAAGGAGGAAAUUACUCCCACCCUCCACCUCCUAUCGACUUCACAUCAUACGCUGCCAUUAGAGGAGGAGGAAGAAGAAGAAGAAGAGGAAGAAGCUGAUGAUGGUGGCGAUGGGAUUGCAGGUGUAUCCGAAUUCGUGGACGGCGAUCUACAUGGCGCUGGACAACGUGGGGAUGUGGAACAUACGGUCGGAGAACUGGGCGCGGCAGUACCUGGGGCAGCAGUUCUACCUGCGUGUCUUCUCCCCGGCCAACUCCUGGAGGGACGAGUACCCCAUCCCCAGGAACGCCCUCCUCUGCGGGCGCGCCAAGGGCCGCCGGACCAGGCCCCUCUGA